AUGCCUGAUGGUGUAGGUGCUGUCCAAGAUGCGGCGGCCCAGUUCCACGAGAUCGUCGAUAAAGAAGCGGAGGUCAUCGAAGCAGAGGCUGACGUGUGGAGUAGCUGGGAGUGCGAGGGCGUUGUUGAGGUAGGCCGCGCCACGGUUGGCGAAGAUGACGAUGUUGGUGUGGCAGGUUCCCCCGGCAGCAGUUCCCCCCUCCUUCAACUCGUGGACGUAGCGGCACAGGACCUCGAGGCGUGGGCGGUUGGUGGGGUGAGCUCCGGAAGCAGGAUCGACAGCAGGCGAGAGAGAGAAUGUUGGGAGUCCCAGAUCAAGGAGUGGCAGAGGCCGAUCCUGCAAGACGAAAGGCUGCCUGAAUGCAAAUCAGUUUUCAGCAUUUAUUUCGCGCCCGAAUGGAAGAAGUACUCCACGGUGUUGUCUGCGCCGACUGCGGAUCUCCUCAGGGGAGUGGGUAAAGCCAGUAUUGGAUCUUGGGACUGGAAGCUGAAGGAGGACAAAUGCACUUACCACGCCCUGUUUCCAAGAUCAUGGAUAGGUUUUUUUUCGAGAAUACUUAGGAGAGCUGCCCACCUUUAUAUUAAGAAGAAAAAGAAAUAUUAUAACGCGGGCCAUCCGGGCACACGCACACGGUUUUUUGGCAUAAGAACGCUACAUUGGAAAACGAAUACAAGAUCAUGGACAGUAUAUGAUGGUGAGCCUGACCCUGAAGUCAAGAUCGCCUGCCAUCAGAUAUCGCCCUUCGUCCCUCACAAUUACGAAGAGAGCAGCUUCCCUGCUGCGGUUUUCACGUUUACGGUGCACAACUCUGGGAGCGCACCUGCAGAUGUGACGCUGCUCUUCACCUGGGCUAAUUCAGUUGGUGGGAAAUCAGAACUGACCGGGAAUCAUCGCAACUCAAAAAUGAAAGAUCGGGACGGUGUCAGUGGCGUUCUCCUGCAUCACAGGGCGGCCGGCGGGCACCCUCCGGUGACGUUCGCGAUCGCAUCCCAGGAAACGGACGGCGUCGGUGUCAGCGUCUGCCCGUCGUUCACGAUGGGCCCGUCCAGCUCCGGCGGCUUCACGGCGACCCGACAUGUGGGACCAGAUCAAGAAGCACGGCUCGUUCGGGCACGCCGACGGCGGCGGCGUCGAAGCCCGGGUCCUCCGUCGGUGCGGCGGUGGCGGCGUCGAUGGCCUUGCCGGCGGGGGCGAGGCGGGUGGUGUCCUUGUCGCUGGCCUGGGCGUGCCCCGACGUGAAGUUCGCCGCCGGCACGACGUACCACAGGUGCGUGCGCCGCCGCGUUUGGCUGACCGGCCAUGCAGUGACGUACCAGUGGCUUGUGACUGACAUGGCAUGGCGUUGUGGCUGGGGCAAGAGGUACACCAAGUUCUACGGCGUCGAUGGCGACGCAGCUGCAGAGCAACUGGCUCAUGAUGCUCUUCUUGAUGGACAUCCUCCGAAGAAGGCCGGCUUCGGUUCAUCCGGGCCGUUCUCCCUCGACACGCCCCGCGUUGCAGAUGGCGGUGGCGGCAGCGCAGUGGACGGCGAAGACGGCGAGGUUGGUGCGGCAGCUUCCCCCUGCAGCAGCUCCACGCUCCUUCAAGUCCUGGUUGUAGCGGUACAUCGCCUCGAGCAGCGGGCGGUUGGUGGGGUGCUCCCGUAGUUUCGGCAGCACGAUCGACAUCAGCAGGGACAGGAUAUUGACAGAAUCCUCCACCUUCCUCACAGCUUUCGAGUUGCUGAUGACCCAGAGCUCCUCCCCCACCUGGUACCCUUCCUGCAGCUCAGCGGCGUCGCGGGGGCUAAGACUCUGCACGAUGCGCACGCUGGAAUGGAUGACCACCUGGUCGAACGGCUCGUUCAGGCUCGACACUUGCACUGCCAUGGCUUCCCCUCUCUCCCUCGCUCCCUGCUUUCUCUUCUACGGGUAGAUCUGCUGCCUUCGCUUUGCUGUGACGCCGACGUGGCAUCGAUCUCCUAAUAUUUAAUAAAAGACUUGUUGACACCGGUUUUUGACGCGUGCCAAAGUUGGUGUCAAAAGAGAAAGAAGAAUGGCCUAUACAGAUGAGCCAGGAGCUAUGAUUGAAGGAAGCGGCCGAUGAAGCUUCAGUGAUACGGCCGACCGGCCAAUGAUAAGACCGGCUGAUGAAAGGUCAAAACAGUUCGGCUGAGAUGAGCCUAAUGGGUCAGAGAGGUGAAAGAGUACUGAAGCGUGAGUACGAAGUUGGAUAGUUAUUGUAGGGUUUGUGUCCGACUCCUAAUCUAGUUUGUUUGUUUAGAUUAGCUGCUUUAAAUUAGAGAUAUUGUCGAAGUUGGAUAGUUAUUGUAGGGUUUGUGUCCGACUCCUAGUUUGUUUGUUUAGAUUAUUUGCUUUAAAUUAGAGAUAUUGCCGAGUCAUAGUCGAAUAAGACUUGUUGUAAAGGGUAUAAAUAGAGACUCUGAGGCUUGUAACAGAUACACACAUCAAUACAAAUCAAUCUACUAUUCUUGUAAUUUACUUUCAA
Setaria italica (foxtail millet) is the source of this 2487-nucleotide messenger RNA. Its product is annotated as non-lysosomal glucosylceramidase. Lineage: Eukaryota; Viridiplantae; Streptophyta; Magnoliopsida; Poales; Poaceae. Bases 1 to 1239 code for a protein of 412 amino acids. Gene Ontology annotation, molecular function: beta-glucosidase activity. The record is from RefSeq and is a predicted model, not a curated record. The transcript is spliced from 11 exons.